This is a messenger RNA of Papaver somniferum (opium poppy), 990 nucleotides long. RefSeq lists its product as uncharacterized. NCBI's taxonomy places the organism in Eukaryota, Viridiplantae, Streptophyta, Magnoliopsida, Ranunculales, Papaveraceae. Bases 1 to 990 code for a protein of 329 amino acids. The transcript has a single exon. The record is from RefSeq and is a predicted model, not a curated record.
AUGGAGCUCUUUACUGCAACGAAAGACCUCAAGUUCUUGGAUGCACAUCAAAUCAUCGGAGAAGCAGUGAAAAUUCCAGCCAAAUCAUCAUCAUCUCCACUCUUUUUGAUUACCACCAUAACCCUCAUUCUCCCACUUUCAGUGAUUCAGUUAUUAUGUAAGAUUUCAUUCUCCGACUUUAUGCUUGCCCUGUAUCCCGAAUCAAUCAAUGAGUUCUUCUACAUCCUUUCACUUUUCCUACUGUCUCUUCUCUCUACAUCCGCCAUUGUAUUCACAGUGGCUUCUCUUUAUGCAUCCAAGUCCGUCUCCUUGAUCUCCACUCUCUUUGCGAUUCCUCGCGUAUUUGAACAUCUUCUGAUCACCUUCUUCUACGCCUUGCUUCUCGAGGCCGCGACCUACUACUUGGUCAUCUUCAUUCCAAAGUGUGUCUUAGAUUUCGAAAAUAAGUUUGAAGAAGGAGCUCUGUGGUGGGAUUAUGUUAUCGCAAUUGCUGUCGUAUGUCUUGGUUUUCUUGUUCACUUCUAUGUUAUGGCGCUAUGGCAUUUAGCCAGUGUCAUCUCUGUUCUUGAACCAAAUCUUUAUGGAUUGUCUGCCAUGAAGAAGAGUAAAGAACUUUUACAAGGGAGAACAAAAAAUGCUUUGGAACUUGUGAAUAUCUACUUCGCGGCUACAUGGUUUAUAGGAAAGGGGUUUGGGUUUGCGAUGCAGUUGCCUGAACAUUGCAUGAUGGUUAAGAUUUUGUUGGGGUUGCUGAUUCUCUUCAUGUUGGUUGCUGUUAAUCUCACCGGAUUUUUAGUUCAGAGUGUCUUUUACUUUGCUUUGAAAAGCCACCAUGAUCAAAUAACUGACAAGAAGGUUCUGCAUGAUCAUCUGUGUGGGUAUGUGAAUUCUCCUAGUACUGAUGGUGGUGUGGAGGUGCAGAGCUUGGUCAAGGGUCAAGAAAAAGUAGGUUAUCAGGCUGUUGCACUGGAUGCUACUACUGACGUCUGA